AUGCAUAUCAACCCCAUUCUCACGGCUAUUGCUCUCGCAUUGCCCGUAUACUCGCUUAGCGCUACCGCCAAAAUGGGCUGCUACUCCGAAGUCGAGUCCUUCAAAAGCCAGGGUCCCUACACCUAUCAAUCUUUAGGAUAUUGCCAGAACCUAUGUGCCAAAAAAGAGUUCAAGGUUGCUGCUCUAAGCCGCGGCGACAUGUGCUAUUGCGGCGACGACAUGCCUUCGGAUUCCGCCAAAGUUGACGACGAUCAAUGCGAUAUGACAUGCCCUGGAUGGCCCGAAGCAACAUGUGGUGGCAAGGAGAGCUUCACCCUCAUCCAGGCGAUUGAGAACAUUCGGCCCCCCCGUGUUGCCGAGAACGCAUCCACUACCAUUGCGCCCACUGCAGCCACCGCCGCUGGCGGAAUCAUUGUCGCGCCCUCAACAGCGGUCGCACCAACAGGCAUCGUGACCGCAGCAUCAUCUACCAACUCCAAGAGUGCCAACACGGGCUUGCCCCAGUCUGGCGCCUCUGGCUCUACUCUUGCGGCUUCAUCUGCCUCGCCUACACCCGCUAACAACGCUGCCGUAACAGUCCGCGCUGGGUCCGCGUUGAUCGGUGCUGUUCUUGCCGGUAUGGGCUUGCUUCUGUGA
This is a messenger RNA of Penicillium paradoxum, 636 nucleotides long. RefSeq names its product WSC domain-containing protein. Bases 1 to 636 code for a protein of 211 amino acids. The record is from RefSeq and is a predicted model, not a curated record. Lineage: Eukaryota; Fungi; Ascomycota; Eurotiomycetes; Eurotiales; Aspergillaceae. The transcript is spliced from 2 exons.